Mya arenaria is the source of this 5230-nucleotide messenger RNA. RefSeq lists its product as uncharacterized. Gene Ontology annotation, molecular function: chitin binding. The transcript is spliced from 25 exons. Lineage: Eukaryota; Metazoa; Mollusca; Bivalvia; Myida; Myidae. The record is from RefSeq and is a predicted model, not a curated record. Bases 1 to 4803 code for a protein of 1600 amino acids. Gene Ontology annotation, cellular component: extracellular region.
AUGGAAAGAGGGAGAUUGAAUGAGGAAUACGGUAUGGAAAGAGGGAGAUUGAAUGGGGAAUACGGUAUGGAAAGAGGGAGAUUGAAUGAGGAAUACGGUAUGGAAAGAGGGAGAUUGAAUGGGGAAUACGGUAUGGAAAGAGGGAGAUUGAAUGAGGAAUACGGUAUGGAAAGAGGGAGAUUGAAUGGGGAAUACGGUAUGGAAAGAGGGAGAUUGAAUGGGGAAUACGGUAUGGAAAGAGGGAGAUUGAAUGGGGAAUACGGUAUGGAAAGAGGGAGAUUGAAUGGGGAAUACGGUUUGGAAAGAGGGAGAUUGAAUGGGGAAUACGGUAUGGAAAGAGGGAGAUUGAAUGGGAAAUACGGUAUGGAAAGAGUGAGAUUGAAUGGGGAAUACGGUUUGGAAAGAGGGAGAUUGAAUGGGAAAUACGGUUUGGAAAGAGGGAGAUUGAAUGGGAAAUACGGUAUGGAAAGAGGGAGAUUGAAUGGGGAAUACGGUAUGGAAAGAGGGAGAUUGAAUGGGGAAUACGGUAUGGAAAGAGGGAGAUUGAAUGGGGAAUACGGUUUGGAAAGAGGGAGAUUGAAUGAGGAAUACGCUAGCAUAACUCCGCUUGCCCGCUUCACGCUUGAUCAGGUCAAUACAAUGAUUGGUAACACUCAGCGAGGGUUGCGCCAUAACAGAGAUGGCGCUUUGGCCCGGCCCGGGGACAGGGUUUUCACACUUGCACAGCUGCAGAGAUUUAAGACAGAAAUAGAAGCAAGAGCCGCUGACUCCGCUAGAUCAGUAGGACUUGCAGAGCCCACUUUUACACAGCAAGAUCUUGAGAGAAUGUAUCUCGGCACGAAGCAGGGCGUUCGAUACAAUUUGCGGGGCCAGCCUGCAGUCCCAGGGGAGGCUACUCUUUCGAUUGCUGUCAUCGAAGCUUUGCUUGAUAUGCGCCAUUCUAAUGUGCGUGCUUCAACGCCACGAUUCGGCUUUACGCUUGACCAGGUUGAAGCUAUGCUGCUUGCUAUGGCUGCUGGUGUAAAAUAUAACGUCCAAGGUCAGCCGGCUGCUCCAGGAGAGACGACCAUUUUGAGGAUCCAGCUUCUUGCUUAUCGGGAUUGGUUAUUAGCUGGCCAAGAAGGUGCAGCGGGUGGUGAAGGAAUGCCUGGUGCAGGAAUGCCAGGGGACCAAUCAGGUGGCGGUGGGAACGUGCAGACAAAGGACUUUACAUACCUUGAGCUUGAGGCCAUACUGAAUGGCAUUAAGGCUGGGCUGCAGUAUAACUUCAAUGGGCUCCCCGCUGCAGAAGGAGAGGUUACCUUAACUCUAGAUAUGGUAACCGACAUGAUGACAAGAUUACAGGCUAUGGGCAUGGGCGGCCCGGGCAAACCAGCAGGAGGAAACGAAGGUAUGGGCCUAGGCGCCGCGCCAGGAGGAGGGCAAGGUAUGGGCCUUGGCGCCGCGUCAGGAGGAGGGCAAGGAGUGGGACAAGUCGGUUAUUCGGAUCCAUGGAGCAUCACGUUCACACUAGGUCAACUUACCGACUUCAUCAAUAAAGGACAAUCAAUCGCCUUCAGUGGAAAUGCUAACCCGUCCAAUACUGAGCCAAUCUUCACUCAACAGCAACUUAUGAUGUUAAGAGACUACUUGACCAAUACCGGUGAACCUUCUGUGACCGUGGGUCCCCUGAGUGUCGGCCAGGUUGACGAAUUAAUGAAAAGGUUUACUGAAGAUCCCAACACCCAGGUCAACUUCCAAGGUACAGGUGUUGGACCAUUCCAGCCGGCCAUUAAUGCUGCUCAAGUUGCAUUGUUAUAUAACGUACUGAACACACCAGUACCUGAGGUUGGAACCGGAAGCGGAGGAAUAGAUUCAAACAUUCUUGACGUGAAUCCACUUGUUACAGGACCUGGUGCUGGAGGUGCUGGAGGGGCAGAAGGUGUUGGUGCAAAUAGUGGCGGAGAUGCAGGUGGUAGCCCUCCUGGCGGUGCCGGUGAUAUGAGUGGAUCCUCCGGAGGAAUGGACGGUGGUUCAGCUGGAGUAGGCGUUGGUCCAGGUGAUAUUGGCGGUGGUGCCGGUGGAAUGGACGGUGGUGCCGGUGGAAUGGAUGGCGGUGCAGGCGUAACUGGCGGUGACGCAGGUGGCGUGGAUGGUGGUGCCGGUGGAGUGGAUGCAGGAGCCGGUGGAGUGGAUGCAGGAGCCGGGGGAUUGGAUGCAGGAGCCGGGGGAGUGGAUGCAGGAGCCGGGGGAGUGGAUGCAGGAGCCGGGGGAGUGGAUGCAGGAGUCGGGGGAGUGGAUGCAGGAGCCGGUGGAGUGGAUGGUGGUGCCGGUGGAGUGGACGCAGGAGCCGGUGGGGUGGAUGGUGGUGCCGGUGGAGUGGAUGGUGGUGCAGGUGGAGUGGAUGGUGGUGCCGGUGGAAUGGAUGGUGGUGCCGGUGGAGUGGAUGCAGGAGCCGGUGGAGUGGAUGCAGGAGCCGGUGGAGUGGAUGCAGGAGCCGGUGGAGUGGAUACAGGAGCCGGUGGAGUGGAUGCAGGAGCCGGUGGAAUGGAUGGUGGUGCCGGUGGAGUGGAUGCAGGAACCGGUGGAGUGGAUGCAGGAGCCGGUGGAGUGGAUGCAGGAGCCGGAGGAGUAGAUGGUGGUGCCGGUGGAGUGGAUGGUGGUGUAGGUGGAAUGGGUGUUGGUGCCGGUGGAAUGGACGGAGGUGCAGGUGGAAUGGGUGGCGGUGCAGGCGUAACUGGCGGAGGCACGGGUGGAGUGGACGGUGGCGCCGGUGGAAUGGACGGAGGUGCAGGUGGAAUGGGAGGGGAUGCUGGGGGAAUGGGAGGCGGUUCAGGAGGAAUAGGAGGCGGUGCAGGAGGAAUGGGUGGCGAUUCAGGAGGAAUGGGUGGAGGUGCAGGAGGAAUUGGUGGCGGUUCAGGAGGAAUGGGAGGCGGUGCAGGAGGAAUUGGUGGCGGUUCAGGAGGAAUGGGAGGCGGUGCAGGAGGAAUUGGUGGCGGUUCAGGAGGAAUUGGUGGCGGUUCAGGAGGAAUGGGAGGCGGUUCAGGAGGAAUGGGUGGCGGUUCAGGAGGAAUGGGAGGAGGUGCAGGUGGAGGCACUAGAGUACUUGACAAGCCUGUUGGAGGAGUUUCCGUCAUUGAUGCAGGUUGGGAUAGAACCCCAGGCUCUGUUGGAACUGAGUGGAUGAAGGCACGAAUUGAUCCAGCCUUCUGCCAAGGUUGCAACCUGCAAAUCUGCUUCUUCCCAUUCGAAGAUGAUUGCAAAAAAUACAUAGUUUGUCAGAGAACAGCCCUUGGAUCGUACGUUGCCUGGAGAAUGCGUUGUGCCUUCGGGUCCUACUGGAGCAACAGUAACUUGUGGACUUGCGAACGUGUUGAAGACCUCUUGACCCGAGGAUACGUUUGUCCUAAAGAUCCUUGCUCCAACACAAGUCUUUCUGUCUAUCCUGACGACGAUAAAAGAAACUGCCGUACGUUCUGGCAGUGCGUUAAUGGAGUUACAACGCCAAUGUGCUGCGAUGCCGGAAAACGCUUCAACGCGCAGACGCUCCAAUGUGAAUGGGAUGUAAAUGAAGAGUGCAAACAAUUAUGUCCGCUCGAAAUAGGCGGUUGCGAAGUUCCCGGGGCAUUGACCGAGCCAUUCUAUGAUGGAAACUGCCUGACCUACAGAGAUUGUCAAUUUGGCCACCCCCGUCCAAUGUGUUGCCCUAGAGGACAGGCUUACGACUAUGAACUUGGCGUGUGCUCUGUUUCCACCACCUGCACAGACACGUGUCCGCCGGAGUACGAAUCAAACCCAUGUGGAAAGAUGGUCGGAGGAAAAGCAGUAACGUCCUACUCACUGACCGAUGGCAACUGCCGAACAUAUAUGAAGUGUAACGAUAAGGGUUAUGACGAUGCAUACUGCUGUCUGCCUGAAUACAGGUACAACAUUGAGACUGGAGACUGCGACAAAAUUGACGACCCUAUGGACCCAUGUAAUUACGAAGUGUGCCCUCAAACGUACAAGGAAAAGUGCCGAUUUAAGCCCGUUGAGGGAAAUGUGUCGCAGUAUUACGAUCCCCAGAAUUCCCUUAUUCGACCCUGUGCCCCGGCAACAACGUUUAGUGAAGAAAUAUGCGGCUGUGUAGGACGUUCAAUGGAGAAGACAUGCAAAAAAGAGGUCGAUGUCACAUUUGACGACGUCCAAAACAAAUAUGGUGUACAGAAUUAUGGCGACGGAUGGAUCUCACCUGUCGGCGCUCUGGAGAAGAUAAGAACCGCAAAUAUAUCGUACGCCAAUUUUGAAGGGAAUAACGGGAUGGAGGUCUGGCGAUAUGACCACAGCGAAUUCCCUGAGCUUCGAUCAGAGAUUACUUUCCAGCCAGCACUCAAUGUCGGAAAUGAGAAAAGAAUUCUUGUGUCAAACUGCGAUUCCAUAAGUGGAGCCGGUCCAUCGUUUGCAAUCCUUCUUGACCCUACGACAAAUACGAUAGAAGUCCAGGCGGUCUCAAAUGUUAACCGAGUCGUGCAAACAUUGCCAUACAAUCCUAACGGUUGGAAUACUAUCAAAACCAUCUUCGACGGAUCAAAUAUCAUGUCUACACUUGAUACAGUUUCUGCCACUGGUCCGGGUGGCCAAGCAGGAAAGGCCUUCGACUCUCUUAGAGGCAAGAUAAUUGCUGGUGUUGGACCUCUGAGGUAUGGACCCUGUCUGAAUCCUGCCGGAGAAUCGAUGGGAAAUGGCUUCGUGGGCUCAGUAGCUGAGGUUGUGUUUUCGAAGUGUCUUGACACAUACGGAAAAGAAGCACUGAUGACUGAACAAAAUAGCCAACCGAUACCUUAAACGGGAUUGAUUGACAGUUUUAAUUGUUUCCUUUAACAAUUGUAGUGUAAAAAAUGUUCUUCAGUGUAUAAUAAUAGAAAGACACGUGUGGAAAGUGUUAAAGCGACUUUUACAAUGACAAUUUUGGAUACACAAUACAUACCAUAGUCCUAAAUGGAUAACUACAUAUCGUUAACAAUCAGGGUCAUAAUUUGAGAUCAGAGUCUCGAAAAUAAAUAAAUAGUGUUAAAAUUAAAAUAAACUUGAACGAUUUCGAUAAAAAAAUGCGAAAAUGGCAACUCAUCUUAAAUGAAAGGGAAAAUAUCGUUUGUUAAAUGCGUUGUUAUUGAACGGCGCUUGGCGCACAUGUAUAUGUACGUCUAAAGUGUUUGCAUUUAUAGCGUCUUACCUAUAUAUGUUUCUCGGUAAUAAAAAUAUGAGUAUCCUA